AUGCAUAAUGCAUAUGCUGUUAAAAUUUGGAGACGAUUUACCACAUUGACUUGCGAUCAAAGUGUUCAAAAAAAGAAACAAAAACCCCCGAAGCUAACAAAAGUGUCGUUAAUUUCAGACUUCAGAACGCUCGGGCCGUCGCAAACGCGAGCGGGAGGCAGCCAGCGGUCAUUUCACGGGCGGGUGCUGCCCCCCAAAGCUCGCACUCAUCUAGCCCAGGGGCCAGCCCAGCAGCCGCGAACCAAGAGGCAACUUAGCAACAAACUCAACAACUUGUUCUGGAACAAAAGCUGGAACUCGUACAACCGACUGUCCAACAGAAUUAAGCGGCAAUCAUUCUCCUUCCAAGCAUCACAAAGCUUAAGCAAUUAA
Molecule: messenger RNA, 372 nt
Organism: Cotesia congregata
Lineage: Eukaryota; Metazoa; Arthropoda; Insecta; Hymenoptera; Braconidae
Source: the annotation of a GenBank genome assembly